AUGGCCCUGUCCGAUCUCCACGACGAUCUCCUGCGGCGCAUCCUCUACUUCACGCCUGCGAAGGAGGCCGCCUCCACUAGCGCGCUCGCCCGGCGAUGGCGCUCGCUGUGGCUCUCCUCGGGCGCCGUCAACCUUGACUCCUUCUCCUACUCUUCCGGCAGCCACAGCCACGACGAGCCUAGCUACAAGCGCGGACAGACCAAUAAGUACCUACGACAGCCGGACUCCAUCUACAAAGUGCUCGAUGACGCGCUCUCCAACCCGGCGGCUCGCCGCGUUGAUGAGCUCCGCGUCACCGUAUCCCACGGGUCGGAGUCGCCGGCCCGCUUGCCCGUUGUCAGCAUCGGCUCCCAGCCUUUGGAUUCCCUUCGCGUGCUGGACAUCAGCACGUGCCACUGCCAGGCAUACACACCGGCGGAGCUCGCGCUCCGGCGGCUCGAGGCGAUGCGCCUGCACCGAUGCACCGUGCUGGCCACGGAUCUCCAAGCCAUGAUUUACGCCGCGCCGCACCUCGCCACUCUGCAGCUCCACGAGGUGCAGCUCGUCGGGACAUGCAAACGCAUCCGCUGCCCCAGGGUGACUACCCUCGUGCUCGCAGACCUGGACUGGCGGGAGAGCUCAUCAUGGCGGGGUGGCAUGGACCUCGACGCGCCCAUGCUGCGGAACUUCAGCUACAGGGGAUUCCUCCGGCGGUUCUUGCUCGAGCCGCCGGCGACCACGGAGAUCGCCGACGUAGACCUGCACUUCGUUGCCGACAACGAGCACCGACAGAGAGACGAUGAAAAAACCUGCCGCCUAUUCUGGCGGUUCGUGAACAACUUCAGAAACGUCAAGACAAUGAAGCUGAGGCUGGUCCAUCUCGAGCACAUCGUCGUGGCCGACAAGAGGAAGACGGCUAAGCUUUAUACCCUAGCAGCUGAUACCCUGUUCGGAAACCUCCAUCGUCUUGAUCUGCAAGCGUUCUACACGCCUGGACGCAGGGCUGGAGGGGUGGCGUUUGCGACCUUUCUUCACUGCUGCCCGAUGAUCCGUGUCCUACUUCUCGAGCUGAUCAGCACUGUGGAUGGCGAUGAUCCUUCAAAAAGCGCUUCACAUGUCCAGGACUUUUCAGAUGAGAAAGGGAAACUAGAAUUUUGCAAGUCGCUGGAUCAGUUCAUAUGUCCUCAAGUCAAAUCAAAACCGGCGAUUUCCUUGGAUGGAGAAGAUGAUGAUGAGGAAAAUGGUUCUUAG
Molecule: messenger RNA, 1230 nt
Organism: Lolium perenne
Lineage: Eukaryota; Viridiplantae; Streptophyta; Magnoliopsida; Poales; Poaceae
Product: putative F-box protein At3g44060
Molecular function (GO): protein binding
Source: RefSeq, a predicted model, not a curated record